GCUGGAUUCUUCUGUUACUCUUUGCUCACGAUCGCUCCGUAGAUCUCUCUCUUUCUCUCUCCACAUCCAAUUGAUCAGUGCUCAAGAAAUUACAAAUACUUUGUCGAGGAUUAUUCAAGGUGUGAGUUUACACAAAACGGGCCCAAUACUACUUUUCUGAAGUGAACUGCUUGCUCCUUGAAGCUCAAUGGGAAUGGCUGCACAAAGUGUGAGUCCUCCCCCAACUCCAAGUGCUGAAGUGAUUGGAAAUGCUUUUGUGGAUCAGUAUUACCAUAUUCUCCACCACUCUCCUGAAUUGGUCUUCAGAUUUUACCAUGAUACAAGUUUACUGAGUAGACCAGAGCCUGAUGGCCAUAUGACCACUGUGACAACGAUGAAAAGCAUCAAUGAUAAAAUAUGCUCCUUGAACUACAAGAACUACAAGGCAGAGAUAAAGACUGCUAAUUCACAGGAUUCUUAUAAGGAUGGAGUAAUUGUCCUAGUGACUGGCUGCUUGACCGGAAAGGACGGCCUAAGAAGGAAAUUCACGCAAACCUUUUUUCUUGCUCCUCAAGACAAAGGAUACUAUGUUUUAAAUGAUAUUUUUAGGUAUGUAGAUGAAAGUGGAUCAGACAUGGUUCCGGUGGUGGAGGACAUUGGAGUUCAAGAGACACCGUCAAAUUCUUUGGGGCCAAAUGCAGAACCUGCUGAAGUUGUUGAACCCCCCCGUACAAACCAUGCAUCUUCCGUAAUGCCUCAAGUUGAGAUUAAUGAGGGGGUAGUUGAUGGUGAAGUGAGUAAUGAAGGGGUAGUUGAUGGUGAAGUGAUUAAUGAGGGGGUAGUUGAUGGUGAAGUGAUUAAUGAGGUUGUAGUUGAUGAUGAAGUGGUUAAUGGGGGAUAUGAUGGGAAUGCCGUUAAUGAUACUGAUAAAAUGGCAGACCCUCGUGUGAAUGAGAAUCAUGUACUGGAGGCUGCAGAAUCACUUCCUUGCUCACCCCAGGAGGACGCUCCAAAGAAAUCAUAUGCUUCUAUUGUUAGUUCGCAGACAAAAAAGGGUCCUAUCAAAGUUUAUGUUCCUACUAACACAUCAAAAGUAGUUUUACCAAAAAUAGAAAAGCAGCCAGUCAACACAGCAGAGCAUCCUGCUCCUGAAUCUCCAAGUCCUAUUGCACCCACUAAUGCAUCGGAAAGUCGAGAUACUCAGGACGAAGUUGAGGGCCACUCCGUAUAUAUCCGCAAUUUGCCUCUGAGUGUUACAGCUUCUCAGCUUGAAUCUGAAUUUCAGAAAUUCGGAGCUAUUAAACCACAUGGGGUCCAAGUCAGGAGUAACAAGCAACAACAAGGUUUCUGUUUCGGCUUUGUUGAAUUUCAAGAGUUUAGCUCCAUGCAAAGUGCAAUUAAGGCUUCUCCGAUAACUAUUGGUGAUCGCCAAGCUGUUGUGGAAAUAAAGAGGACAACCACCCGAGUUGGUGGUGGGAGGGGUCGAUUUACUCCUUCACGUGGAGGAUAUCGUAACGAUGGGUUCAGGAGUCGUGGAAAUUACAAUGGCGGACGGACCUAUGUCAGAAGCGAUAGCUUAAGAGGCCGUGGAAACUUUAGUAGUGGGCGCAGUGGAGAUCUCUAUCAGCAAGGAAGAGGAGGGAGGGGCGGUCGUCGUUCCAGCCCAACACAGAAUACUGCUUCAGCAUAAGAUCCGUGGAUGUUGGAGGCAAUUUUGACAGAGGUGUGAUACCUGAACAUCAAUGUGUUUUAAUCCUGGCAGCAAUAUCAAAUUUUUCUCCUUGCUCAAAAGUUAAGAUUAGAGGGGUUUGCCUUAGAUUAUCGGAAUGGGUAUUAAGUGUAGUAGUAUCAGUUUUAAAUCUUAGUACCUUUUAUCUUUUUUUUUCCCUCUUUUGCAACAGAAUUUUGUCUAUAGUAGAGGGGAUUCUUGCAGCCUAGAGGAAUGUAGUAUGAAAUGACUAUGAUAUCUUUAUCUUUGGGGAAAAAUGAAAAUUGGUUUUAUUGUCA
Messenger RNA from Salvia hispanica, 1986 nucleotides. Its product is annotated as nuclear transport factor 2-like. NCBI's taxonomy places the organism in Eukaryota, Viridiplantae, Streptophyta, Magnoliopsida, Lamiales, Lamiaceae. The record is from RefSeq and is a predicted model, not a curated record. Gene Ontology annotation, cellular component: ribonucleoprotein complex; cytosol. Gene Ontology annotation, molecular function: mRNA binding.